AUGAAGCUUCCCCAAAAUGUCUCCCUCGUCGCAUGCUUGGCCGAGUUUGUCGGCAUGGCGCUGUUCGUGAUGAUCGGGUGUGGCAGCGCCAUGGGCAUCAAGGGCUCCGACAGCACGGGCUCCAUGAUUCCUGGCUGGGUUCUCAUGGUGGCCUUGGUAUUCGGCCUGUCCAUCACUACCUUGGCAUACUCCAUCGGGCAUUACAGCGGCGGUCACCUCAACUGCGCCGUGACCCUCGGCCUGGUCCUCACUGGGAACUGUGGGCUGCUGCAGGGAAUUUGCAACGUCGCCUCCCAAAUGUUGGGCUCUGUCCUUGGCGCGGCCAUCUUGUGCGCUAUUUUCCCGCCUGAGUUGGACAUGACAACAACCUUGGGGGCUAACAGCGUGGGUCCGAAGUGGUACUGGUGGAAUGCCUUGAUCGGCGAGAUCAUGGGCACCUUCCUGCUGGUCUUCGUGGUCCACCAAACGGCUUGCAAUCCAAAGUCGGCCAUGAAUCGCAGUCAGGCCUGCAUCGCCAUCGGCAUCGCCGUCUUCAUGGCCCACUGUGUCCUGAUCCCCAUCGACGGCUGCUCCAUCAACCCCACGCGCUCCUUCGGCCCAGCCCUCCUGGCCCUCAGCCGUGCCAGCCGUGCCAGCCCUGCUGAUGAGGGGCCGGGCUACUGGCGCAGCAUGUGGAUCUUCUGGGUCGGCCCGCUCUUGGGCGCCUGCCUGGCCGCGGGAGUCUACAAGCUGAUGCUGCAGCUGGAAACGGCAGGAAGGGAGGCAGCAAAGGAGGCAACGGAGAUGCCUGAAGAAGACUCGGAGGAGGCAGCGGAGAUGCCUGAAAAAGACUCGGAUCCUGAGGUCGCUCUGCCUACGAGGCUAUGA
Messenger RNA from Symbiodinium natans, 867 nucleotides. Lineage: Eukaryota; Dinophyceae; Suessiales; Symbiodiniaceae. The record is from the annotation of a GenBank genome assembly.